Molecule: messenger RNA, 1699 nt
Organism: Pangasianodon hypophthalmus (striped catfish)
Lineage: Eukaryota; Metazoa; Chordata; Actinopteri; Siluriformes; Pangasiidae
Gene: tubb6
Product: tubulin, beta 6 class V
Exons: 4
Coding region: 213-1553 (446 amino acids)
Biological process (GO): microtubule cytoskeleton organization; mitotic cell cycle
Cellular component (GO): cytoplasm; microtubule
Molecular function (GO): GTPase activity; structural constituent of cytoskeleton; GTP binding
Source: RefSeq, a predicted model, not a curated record
CACUACAUGUGGGUGUAUAAAUAAUAACAUGCACACCAUGUAGUUCACUUCAUGUGGAAAAGGAAGUGCUGCAGGGAGAGCCUUUGAGAGAGAGAGAGAGAGAGAGAGUGUGUGAGAGAGAGAGAGGUUUAUAUGAUCACUGAGCAGCUCAGAGUUCAGCAGUUAAACUCAGACAGAAGUGUGUAACAGCUUUAACACUAACAGCAGCAGAAAUGAGAGAAAUAGUUCAUAUACAAGCUGGACAGUGUGGCAAUCAGAUCGGCACCAAGUUCUGGGAAGUCAUAAGUGAUGAACAUGGCAUCGAUCCAGCAGGCAACUAUGUGGGAGACUCGGCCCUUCAGCUGGAGAGAGUUAACGUGUACUACAAUGCGGCGAGCUCACAUAAGUUUGUCCCUCGAGCUGUACUGGUGGAUCUGGAGCCGGGGACGAUGGACAGUGUCCGAUCCGGGACAUUCGGGCAGCUCUUUAGACCAGAUAACUUCAUCUUUGGACAGACAGGUGCAGGGAACAACUGGGCGAAAGGGCACUACACAGAAGGAGCCGAGCUAGUGGACUCAGUGCUGGACGUAGUGAGGAAGGAGUGUGAGCACUGCGACUGCCUUCAGGGCUUUCAGCUCACCCACUCGCUGGGAGGUGGCACCGGUUCAGGCAUGGGCACGCUGCUCAUCAGCAAAAUCCGUGAAGAAUAUCCAGACCGCAUCAUGAACACCUUCAGUGUCAUGCCCUCACCCAAAGUGUCCGAUACAGUGGUGGAGCCUUAUAACGCCACGCUGUCUGUCCACCAGCUAGUGGAGAACACAGAUGAGACGUACUGCAUUGAUAACGAAGCACUUUACGACAUCUGUUUCCGCACACUCAAGCUCACAACGCCGACAUAUGGUGAUCUUAAUCACCUGGUUUCAGCCACCAUGAGUGGAGUCACCACUUCCCUGCGCUUCCCUGGUCAGCUGAACGCAGAUCUCCGCAAGCUGGCUGUAAACAUGGUUCCCUUCCCACGCCUGCACUUCUUCAUGCCCGGUUUUGCCCCACUGACCGCUAGGGGGAGUCAGCAGUACCGUGCCCUCACCGUGCCUGAAUUAACACAGCAGAUGUUCGACGCUAAAAACAUGAUGGCUGCAUGUGACCCGCGCCACGGCCGCUACCUGACCGUGGCCACCGUCUUCCGAGGCCCCAUGUCCAUGAAAGAAGUAGAUGAGCAAAUGCUCGCCAUCCAGAACAAAAACAGCAGCUACUUUGUUGAGUGGAUCCCCAACAACGUCAAAGUGGCUGUGUGUGACAUCCCACCCAGAGGACUCAAGAUGGCCUCUACUUUCAUUGGCAACAGCACGGCUAUCCAGGAGCUAUUCAAGCGUAUCUCUGAGCAGUUCUCUGCUAUGUUUAAACGAAAAGCCUUUCUGCACUGGUUCACUGGAGAAGGAAUGGACGAGAUGGAGUUUACAGAGGCUGAGAGCAACAUGAACGACCUGGUGUCCGAGUACCAGCAGUACCAAGAGGCCACAGCCAAUGAUGGCGAAGAUGCUUUCGAUGAGGAUGAGGAGGAAGUCAAUGAGUGAACACUGUAGGCUGAUACUCUCUUCACUGGUUGAUUGUGCACACAUAUAUUUAAUGUGAUGUGUUUUUUUUUUCUUAAGCUGUGAUUAACUUUUUUAUGUAAAAUCCUAGUCAAGACUAGGAAAAUAAACAUUACUGAAAGGUUGAA